[Torrubiella] hemipterigena is the source of this 937-nucleotide messenger RNA. NCBI's taxonomy places the organism in Eukaryota, Fungi, Ascomycota, Sordariomycetes, Hypocreales, Clavicipitaceae. The record is from the annotation of a GenBank genome assembly.
CCGCCCAGCCGAACCGUAUCGUCCAGCCCGUGAACGACAAAGGAAGACUCAUCCCCCUCACAACUAAUCCUCCAGCAGCAAUCAUGUCUUCGUCACAGAUGGUGCAGUGCUUCGGCAAGAAGAAGACGGCCACCGCCGUCGCCCAGUGCAAGGCUGGCCAGGGCCUCAUCAAGGUCAACGGUCGCCCUCUCUCUCUCGUCCAGCCUGAGGUCCUCCGCUUCAAGGUCUACGAGCCCAUCCUCGUUGUCGGUCUCGACAAGUUCGCCAACGUCGACAUCCGCGUCCGCGUCACCGGUGGUGGUCACACCUCCCAGGUCUACGCCAUCCGCCAAGCCAUCGCCAAGUCCCUCAUUGCCUACUACCAGAAGUUCGUCGACGAGCACUCCAAGAACCUCCUCAAGCAGGCUCUCGUCCAGUUCGACCGUACCCUCCUCGUUGCCGACAACCGCCGCUGCGAGCCCAAGAAGUUCGGUGGUCCCGGUGCCCGUGCCCGCUACCAGAAGUCUUACCGUUAAAUGCGAAACCGUUCCGUCACUGGAUUCUGUUUUGCGUGCGGUUUUUCAGACGUGCUGUAUGUGGCUUUGGUCUGCCAACCUAGCUUCAUACCACACUAUAUCUGAGGACGGCGUUGAAAGGGAUAGGAUUUUCAUUGCAUAGGGAAGAGAUAUAUGGGAUAUGUUUUUGUUGGCGGCACGAGCCACAAGAGGACGAAAAGAAAAGUCUCUUUGGUCGUGGCCGUCUGUAUGAACGGAAAAAGGGUAGAGCAGCGGAUGAAUCUUUUUUUUGUCAUGCAAUCCAAAAGGAGGGGCUUUCUUGGUCCAGCCAGGAUGUCCCCUUGGGCUCUAGGAGGGCAGAGAAGAAUAAUGUUCUCUUAGAGGGCGUUUUUAUUUGCGCUGCGUUGCCUACGUGCAAAUGAAUAUUAAAAAAGAAAUUUCAU